AUGCGUCUCGCUGCUGCUGCUGUCGUGCUCGGUGCCGGUGUCAUCACCAGCGCCCAGCUAUCCAGUAUCCCACAAUGCUCUGUAAGGCCUGUCCGCUCAAUGCCCCAGCUCCAUAUCUCGUUUCAAACUAACCCGUGCUCUCUCCUCUUGAAGCUUAGCUGUCUCACGUCGGCCCUUGGUGCGGACGGCUGCUCUGAGCUGACGGAUUUCGCAUGCCAUUGCUCAAAGACGGGCCUUGUGGAUCAGGUUGUGCCCUGCGUCAAAAAAGCUUGUGAUGUCAAAGACCAACAAGCCGUUUCCAGUGUCGUCGUGUCUUUGUGCUCUGGUGUUGGCCACCCGGUCUCUGUCCCGCCGGUGGACACAUCGGCUCCCACGUCGACUGCUGCAGGAAGUGCUACGACCACAUCGACCACAUCGAGCAGCUUCAAUUCUAACACGGUCAGUGGUUUGGGCGGAGGCCCUCGGACUUCGUCUACGGCCUCCAAGACUUCGACUCUGGCUUCCACGACUGCGUCCACGGUCAACACUGCUUCGCCUUCGAGCACCUCCCUAUCCAACGGGGCCUCUGGUAUUGGAUCCGGAGCUGCUCAGGUGGCUGGUACUGCCAUCCUGCUAGCCAGCAUGAUGUUCCUGUUCUAG
Molecule: messenger RNA, 639 nt
Organism: Aspergillus pseudoviridinutans
Lineage: Eukaryota; Fungi; Ascomycota; Eurotiomycetes; Eurotiales; Aspergillaceae
Product: putative GPI anchored protein
Exons: 2
Coding region: 1-639 (212 amino acids)
Source: RefSeq, a predicted model, not a curated record